This is a messenger RNA of Hippocampus zosterae (dwarf seahorse), 2497 nucleotides long. Its product is annotated as dnaJ homolog subfamily B member 12-like. Gene Ontology annotation, biological process: cellular response to misfolded protein. Gene Ontology annotation, molecular function: Hsp70 protein binding. The transcript has 9 exons. Bases 89 to 1201 code for a protein of 370 amino acids. Lineage: Eukaryota; Metazoa; Chordata; Actinopteri; Syngnathiformes; Syngnathidae. The record is from RefSeq and is a predicted model, not a curated record. Gene Ontology annotation, cellular component: endoplasmic reticulum membrane.
CGUUUCGACUGAAGUUCGGGUUGCCUUUGCGUGACGUCAUCACCCCGCGCCCAGAGCUGGGUCAAGUAAAUAGCUCCGCCGUGUCGCAAUGGACUCAAACAAGGACGAAGCGGAGCGUUGCAUCAAAAUCGCACUGAACGCAGUCAGCAACAACCAACCGGACAAAGCCAGGAAGUUUUUAGAGAAGGCCCAGCGUUUGUUUCCGACGGACCAAGCCCGAAACUUACUGGACACGCUAGCGCACAACGGGAAGCCUCCGGACCAGAAUGGCGGACCCGCUAACGGAGAAAGAGCCUCCACGAGGCACCGUCAUCACCGAGAGGACGCUGAAACGUCCGCGCAGAGGCCCGCAGAUUCGACAAAACCUUACACCGCCGAGCAGAUGGAGGCGGUCAGGAAGAUUAAGGGCUGCAAAGAUUACUACCAAAUCCUGGGGGUAGAAAAGACCGCCUCCGAUGAAGAUCUCAAAAAAGCGUACCGGAAGCUGGCUCUCAAGUUCCACCCUGAUAAAAACCACGCGCCCGGAGCCACCGAUGCAUUUAAAGCCAUCGGUAAUGCCUACGCCGUGCUGAGCAACGUGGACAAGCGGCGGCAGUACGACCAGUACGGCGAGGAGAGGUCGCACCCGAGCAGACAGCGGCAGCACCGCGACUUUGAAGCCGACAUUUCGCCAGAGGACCUCUUCAACAUGUUCUUUGGCGGAGGCUUCCCAUCCAGUAACGUACACGUUUACAGAAACGGAAGAAUGCACUUUGCGCACCACAACAGGCAAGAGAGAAGAGAGCAGCAAAGAGACGGAGGCCUGGCUCUGUUUGUCCAGCUGAUGCCCAUCCUCAUCCUCAUCCUGGUGUCUGCGCUCAGCCAGCUGAUGGUCACGCAGCCCCCCUACAGCCUUAGCUACCGCCCGUCGGCGGGUUACCUUCACAAAAGGCAUACGUCCCACCUGAAGGUGCCUUUCUACGUGGGUGAGCGCUUUGACGACGACUUCAGCGGAGCCAACCUGAGGAAUGUGGAGAGAGCGGUGGAGGAGGACUACAUCUCCAACCUCAGGAACAACUGCUGGAAGGAGAAGCAGCAGAAGGAAGGCCUCAUGUAUCGCGCCCGCUAUUUCGGCGACUCGGAGUUGUACCAGAGGGCGCAGAGGAUGGGGACUCCCAGCUGCAACCGAUUAUCCGAGAUCCAGAUCAUGCUGGACGCUUAGAAGCUGUUUGGACUGUUACGGAAUUAACGAUGAGCACCGCAUCGAAAUGUUCAUUGUUUGACGGAAUUAUUCGAAUUGUUUCAUCAGUGAGUGGGCGCUGUUGAGCUGAGACGACUUGAUGUGCGUUUUAUGUUCGAAAAGAGGGAGAGCGGUUCGAGGGCUCCGUUUGCUGCCCAUCGCUAGCAUGUAGCCCAGUUUUGUUUGCGUUUUGCAAGCGCUGGCACCGGCAUUUCUGCUUGAGAGUCAACCGUGUCGCAUUUCCGCCGACGCAUUUUAGUGCAAUGACCGAAGGAGUUGGAAGACUUCCUCCGCCGCGUGACCGUCGAACUUUGGCCGCGGAAAUAAAAGCGGUUUCCUGCAGCGUGAGCAACAACACUUUUGACCUACGUUGAAGGUCAAGCGUAUUUGUCAAUAAAAACGGUCCGAUGGACGUUGCUGAUUUCAAAAUCAGGAUGACGCGUGUAUUGCUCAUCCACGAUCAUUAAAUCAAGCAUUGCGAAAUGUUUUACCGAAAUAACAAUUGUUAAAAGAACACUUUUUUUUUUAAAUUGCGGUUGAAAAAUAUUAACGCGUAAAACGAAAAAAUCUGAUUUGAACCCGGACAGAAGCGUUGGGACACCUCGAUGGUGGUAGUGGUAAAUCUUUUCAGGUUUUUACUGCCACGUAAUAGCGCCUAUCUUCUCUUUUAGGUCCUUUGGGUACUUGAAUCGUUUUGGAGGACUGCAUCGGUAGCCUCAGCCCCCCCCCCAAAUCGGAGCGCAUGUGUGCAGCAAACCCAAGCGAAUCAAAACAAGCCUUACGCAUUGUGGGCAGCAGACCUGAUCCGGGAAGCGCUCGGCAGCUUCCCGUGGACCGCCGACUUGGCAUACAACAAGCCAGGAGGCUUCGGCUGACCUUUUCUUCCCGGGACGGCGAGGGUCCGCGGGUCGUCCCCUUUGGAGUAGGAAACAAAGCUGCUAAGAUUGUGAUUUUUUUUUUCUCCCCUCCCCUCUCUUCUCCAUUUUGAGAACCCCAACCGGCCUUCUCAUAGACACACGUCUGAGCCGCUCAUUAGUUUUGCUUUUUGUUUUUCUAGUUCUUUCCAAGUGUACAUAUUGACUAGACUUUUUAACAGUGCAGAAUUUAUCAACGGUAAUCUCAUUUAUUAAUAAUAUGAAGUGACUUUGCUCAUAGCCCGUCGGAUCAAGAUCGUUUAAAAAAAAAAAAAAAAAUCUUGCACAGGUAAAACUUAUUUAUUAAAUUAACAAGUGAAGAGUUGUAUUAUGGUUUUCUUUUGAAAAUAAAUUUUGUCUGAAA